AUGCAUAUCGAGUCUAUUCCCAUGUGUAAGAAGGGCCAUCAAGGUGCCAUUUGCGAUUGCUAAGGUAUACAUAGGGGAGGGUAGUGGUAACAACUAUGCCUAUCGUAUGUAUACCUGCUAGUUUCAAAGCGGAAGCACGAACACUGAUCACAGCCAGUCGUUACGGAUGACAAGACGAGGGACGCGGUCAUUAUCGACCCAGCCAAUCCCUCAGAGUAUGUGUCUUAACUUGUGCGGCGAAUAGCUCAUUGGCUGACUCCAUCCGAGAGUGCUACCACAGUUGAAGAAGGCUGUCGACAGCGGCAUCAAACUGAAGCACAUCAUCAACACACACCAGUCAGUGAUCCUAGGUUUCUGCCACUUGAACAAUUGAUCUGAAUACGAAGUAGUCACCAUGACCAUGCUGGCGGUAACGAUGAGAUGGUGAGACACUCUCAAUGACACUCGGAGGACACCAGCGCUCACCCUGUACAGCUGCAAACCUACCAAGUACCCAUCAUCGGCGGAAAGGACUGCGCCAAGGUGAACAAGACACCCAGCCAUGGAGAGACUUUCAACAUCGGCGAAGGCAUCAAAGUGAAGGCCCUCCACACGCCAUGUCACACUCAAGACAGCAUCUGCUACUUCUUCGAGGACGGCAACGACCGAGCAGUUUUCACAGGAGACACUUUGUUCAUCGGCGGUAAGCUCUGGCCUCCUUUGUCUGACAAGUCUAGCAACUACUUACAUUGAUGCAGGCUGCGGUCGGUUCUUCGAAGGCACGCCAGAGGAGAUGGACAAGGCUCUCAACAAGACGCUCGCCGCUCUGCCCGAUGAUACCAAGGUCUUCGUAAGUCUUCAGACUGGGUUCAGUGUUCCAGACACGUACUGACAGCUUGGAGCCUGGCCAUGAGUACACCAAAGGCAAUGUCAAGUUCGGCAUCAAAGUGAUUCAGUCAGACCCGAUCAAGAAGCUUGAAUCGUUUGCGACGGCCAACAAGCAGACCCAGGGAAAGUUCACCAUCGGUGAUGAGAAGCAGCACAACGUCUUCAUGCGUCUCGACGUGGGUCAUGGCCCCUUUUAUUCAUGUGAGACGGAACUAACAAGACCCAGGAUCCCACGGUGCAGAAAUUCACAGGCAAGACGGAUCGUGUGGAUAUGAUGGCGGCAUUGAGGGAGGCGAAGAACUCAAUGUAA
This is a messenger RNA of Lecanosticta acicola, 1177 nucleotides long. Lineage: Eukaryota; Fungi; Ascomycota; Dothideomycetes; Mycosphaerellales; Mycosphaerellaceae. The record is from the annotation of a GenBank genome assembly.